AUGGACAACAGUUUUGCGUUUGAAGGAAACAAUAUCAACGGGAGUUCACUCCAGGAUAACUUUGAAAAUAUUUUCUCAAACAUUGAUGAUCAGACACCGUUUUCGCUGACUGGUAGCCAAUACCAGACUGGGUUCCCACUCACUGGGCUUGACGACAUCAAUACCCCACCUUCAACAGAUGCCUUAAACAUUUCAGAACCACGUGCAGGGUUCAACACAAUGGGGGCCAUAAAUGACAUUGCACAGGAGAAUGGUCAAGGUUUCCAAGACCUACUGGUUAGUGCGCCAUUUUUCGACAUUCCCAUGGAUUCAACCACAAGUGCACAACAGUAUCGAUUCACAGAGGCACAUCCUUCAGUUUCAUCCAGCAUCCAAUCGACGCCGUUUGACAAUUCUUCGCCAAUGGAGAACUACGGUGCAGUAUUUAAUCAAACACAACAGGAGCUGCCAGGAAGAUCCACCGAGCUGUUCCGCCGUGGUAGUACCUCCAUGUUGGUACCCCCAAAGAAGUCAUCUCCCAAGGUCACCACGUUAUCCCCUGGUUUAGACGCUGUGUCUGCUCAAACCAAACCAGUGGAAACUAGGGGUAGAAAGCGCCGUUCUGGGCCCAAAUCCAAGAAUUCUUUGGAUUCACGAUUGUCGUUGGUCAGGCUUGGUGAAGUAUUGAAUACAUCUUCACUUGCAGAAACCAUUGAGAUUGAGAAAUUUGUGCUUGAUAUAUUCGAAAACACAUUGGGCUUCCCAAUGGGCAGACGCACAUGGAUCCGUGAUACCAGUGACGAAUACCGUGAAAAAAUGUUGAAUGCUCUACAUGAGUUAGUGGCACCAACGUAUCCAAAGAUGACAAGAUCACUGUUGGAGACAGUUAUUAAGAGAGCAACUUAUUCGAUGAUGCAGGGGCGUUUGAGAAAGGAGAGAAGGGCAGCAUCUAAACAGGCCAAAAAGCAGAUGAAUAAACCCGACAAGAAGACCGGUACAAAGAAUGAAAACAAGGUGACAACCACAGAGAAGCCUGAAGUUGAACAAGAAGAACAUAUGGAAGAUAGCCUGGAAGAUCUUGUUGUUUCGCUUGAUGAUUUACCCUCCUUCGCAUAUGACUAUGAAGUUGACGGUCCUUCCCUGUGA
Molecule: messenger RNA, 1125 nt
Organism: Williopsis jadinii
Lineage: Eukaryota; Fungi; Ascomycota; Saccharomycetes; Phaffomycetales; Wickerhamomycetaceae
Exons: 1
Coding region: 1-1125 (374 amino acids)
Source: RefSeq, a predicted model, not a curated record